UCAGUACUCACGCUGUGAAUCCUACACCGCAGGCAUCUUUCUCGAGUUCAGGGUUGUAGAGACCCUGCCGCGCGGGCAAGGCCUCCGCCCAUCCAUAACCCCUCUCUGGCUUGUACACCGAGUACUCGUGCGGCUGCUCUUCUAUCGUGUUUUCAUAGAUAUCCUCAAAGUGACCCAUUCUUCCGCCGGCGACCGACAGAGAAUGCAAUGACUAUCGAUUUUUCUUUUUUUAGUGCCUAUUUAUUCGCCGUCUUCUGUGUCCGCGGGCGGGGUGUUCAGAAAGCGGGACGAUAUAAGAUAAGGGGAUGUCGUCACGACAACCGGGGGGUGGUCAGCGACAACGCUACUGGGAAGGGGUAUAUAGUAAAAAGAAGAAACGUCUAUCAACCCAGCGGCUCGCUGUUCAGAGGAAUCGAGAAAGGAGUGAAGCAGAGAGAAGAAGAGAGGGAAGAGAAGAGUAAGAGGAGAGAGAAGAGACCGACACGGGCAGGACCGGCAAUUCAAAUGGUCUGGGUGAGCGGCCCAAAAAAAGACCACGGGCUGUGGGGUUGUUGGAGACUCUUCCGCCGUGGCAAAUGGAUCUCAAGCGUUGCUGCAAGCUGGUGACGGGAGCAGAGCUAUGCCUGGAUGGUUUGGUCCGAGAACAGUCAGGUCAAUGUGCCUUUUUUACCUUUCUCUGCCUGUCUAUCCCGCUUCUGGAGAAGUUACAAUAAUACAGUCUGCAGG
This is a messenger RNA of Paecilomyces variotii, 726 nucleotides long. RefSeq lists its product as hypothetical. The transcript has a single exon. The coding region runs from base 208 to 606 and encodes 132 amino acids. NCBI's taxonomy places the organism in Eukaryota, Fungi, Ascomycota, Eurotiomycetes, Eurotiales, Thermoascaceae. The record is from RefSeq and is a predicted model, not a curated record.